Messenger RNA from Misgurnus anguillicaudatus (oriental weatherfish), 1567 nucleotides. Lineage: Eukaryota; Metazoa; Chordata; Actinopteri; Cypriniformes; Cobitidae. The record is from RefSeq and is a predicted model, not a curated record.
AGCUAGAUUCUAUUCACCCAGUGGUCCUGGACCAUCGACAUAAAGUGACCCAGCUUAUCAUCCAGGACAUGGACAAGAGCCUCCGCCAUCCAGGAUCAGAGCGCCUUUUCGCAGAGCUGCGGCGCAAAUACUGGAUUCUGCAUGGCCGUGAAGCUGUUAAGCGCCAUCAGCACUCCUGUCCUGACUGCCAAAGAUGGAGAGCCUCUCCCGUAGUACCCAAGAUGGCAGACCUCCCACAGUCCAGACUACAGCUGCUAAAGCCCCCAUUCUUCUCUACAGGCAUGGACUGCUUUGGGCCUUUCACAGUGAAGGUUGGUCGUCGCCAUGAAAAGAGAUGGGGCAUACUAUUUAAAUGUCUGACGACGCGCGCUGUGCAUGUGGAUGUUCUGUCCAGCAUGGACUCUGAUUCCUUUUUGAUGGCUCUCCGCCGUUUCAUUGCACGAAGGGGUAAGCCAGCAGAGCUCCGUUCUGACCAGGGCACUAAUUUUAAGGGUGGUGAAAGGGAACUCCAAGAGGCCUUCAGGUCAUUACACCCCACAAUCCAGACUCAUCUGGCUAAACACCAGAUUAGGUUUCAGUUUAACCCCCCCAGCGCACCACACUUUGGAGGAGUCUGGGAAAGAGAAGUGAGGUCUGUGAAAGCUGCACUAUAUGCCACCAUCCAAUCACAGACUGUCCCUGAAGAGGUCCUGCGGACGGUACUUAUUGAAGUGGAAGGGAUUUUAAAUUCUAAACCACUGGGUUAUGUGUCAACAGACGUGGCUGAUGUUGACCCAGUGACCCCCAACUUGCUCCUCAUGGGGCGGCUCGACCCCUCUUUACCACAGGCUGUGUAUGCUGAGUCUGAGCUCCUGAGUCGCCGUCGCUGGAGACAUUCUCAGGUGUUAGCCGACCAGUUUUGGUCCCACUUUAUACGACACUACCUCCCGACUCUUCAGACUCGCUCCAAGUGGCACAAGGACCCUGCACAGCUGCAAACUGGAACCAUAGUCAUGGUGGUGGACCCACAGCUGCCAAGAGCACAGUGGCCUUUAGGUCAGGUCACGGAGGUCAUUACAGGAACUGAUGGGAGAGUCAGGACUGCAGUAGUUAAAGUCAAGGACAAACUCUACACAAGGCCUGUUGCUCGCCUGGUAGCUCUGCCUGCCAUACCAGACAGUGAUACGAUCAGUCCUUCUUAGAGUUGCAAAUAUAGUGUAAUAUAUUUGGGGGCGGCUGUGACGAAGGACGACCCCUUUCAGGCAGAGAGACCUGUCUGCGUGAGAAUCAGCCAAUCAGGAGCGUCAUUGCGCUCUGCGACCAGCGGAAGCGGACAGGUUAAGUUUCAGUUUCGAAAGCUCGAAAGAGAGCGCUGAUGCUGAAGACUGUGCAGUUAAUAAAUUAUAUAAUAACGUGUUGCUGUACUUACCAGUUCUAGUAAUGUGUGCGUGCAACUACCAAACCACACACAAAUACUUUCUUUAAUAAAAAUCCUAAAGAGAACAUCUUGUCAGCAUUCUGAUCAAUGCUCCGUGGUGGCUGCAACCAUUAAAGGACCACUCAAUUAUACAGUCCUUACCAAUCACCA